GAUUCUUUCAGAACAAAUCUAAAAUACAUUAAAAUAUAUUAAAUAUAUUAGAAAUCAUUCAAACAAUUUUUUAUACAUCAUAAUAAUUUUUCUUUAUCUACUUUUUUGAAUUUUAUACAAAUAAUAAUUUCAUUAAGAAUGCAACAAGAUAAAAUUCCAACGAUAAUUAUUGUCGGUGCGGGUUUAGGAGGACUCUCUCUCUAUCAUGCUUUGAUAAAGAACAAGGACAAAAGAGAAUUCAACGUAAAAAUCUUUGAACGUGAAUCUAGUCCUACAGAUCGAUGGCAAGGAUAUCAUAUAGGCUUGUCUAAUUAUGGAGCUCAAUCUCUUUUAAACUGUAUUCCAUCCUCAAUCGCUUCAAACCUUCCAAAAGCAACGCCAAAUACGGUUCCUGAUGUAGAAACUCAUGGAAUAAUUAUCACUGAUCAAGUAGGAAAUGUUCUACUUGCUCCUCCAACUAAACCAUUUAAAGAUUUUUACGAACUUGCAAAAAUAUCUCGUGGUUUAUCAUCAAUGAUCAUUUAUCGUGAUCGACUUAGAGAUGUUUUAUUAGAUGAUGUACCAGUACAAUGGAAUAAAAAAUGUACUAAAUAUGUAGAAACUCAAGAAGGAGUUUGGGUAUUUUUUGAAGAUGGUACACAAGAAUUUUGUAAUAUUUUAGUUGGUGCAGAUGGAAUUAAUUCUCCAAUACGAAAACAGAAAUUGCCCGAAUUACAAAUUGUUAAUUAUGGAAUAACUCAUGUUGGCGUAGAUAUUUCUAUACCUAAACACCUUAUGGACAGGGCAAGUAAAAUCCAUGGAAAUGUUUUGGCCCGCAAAACUCUUGGAACAAAAGGAGAUUCAACAUUUAUGAUGACACGCUUAAUACCAAUCAAACAGGAACAAGAUGACGAAAAAAAUGAACCUCACUAUAGAGCAACAUUAGUUUAUUCUUAUCCCUCCGAAUUAGAUAAUGUUGAUACUGAAUCUGAAAAGGCUAAAGUUGAUGAUAAUGAUCCUGCGUCAGUCAUCGAACAUGUUAAAGUAUUAAUUCGAACAUUAAGACCAGAUUGUGAAUUGACUGAUUUAUUGUUAGAAUUAUGGGACUUGGCACCUAAAACAAUUCCAAAUGAUCCAAUAAAAUUCCCAUUUAAAAAUUAUAAUCCUGUACAACGAAGAAUGAUGCGAGAUAUUGAUCCAAUGUCUAUCAAAUCAUGGACGAGUAGUCGAGUUGUAUUAUUAGGAGAUGCUGUUCAUGCUAUGAGUCCUAUAUUAGGAUUAGGAGCAAAUAAUGCUAUUCAGGAUGCCGAUAAACUUUCUCAAGCAUUACUUAAAUAUACGGACAAUAAUAUUUCUUUUAUUGAAGAAUAUGAAAAAGAAAUGUUAAAACGAACAUCUGCUGAUGUAUUAAAAUCUAGAAACGUCACGUUUAAGACUUCCACGCCACUUGGGCCUUUUGGCGUUAUUGUUAGAGACAGAAUUUUAAAGGUUAUAAACGUUAUGAUAAACUUUUAUAGUUUUGCGGAUAACUUAAUUUUUAAGGAUUAAAAAAACUAUUAAUAUUAUUAUUUUAGAAUCUUAGAAUCAUAUUCAUAUACAUAUAUAAGUACAUAUACAUAAUAUAUA
Molecule: messenger RNA, 1605 nt
Organism: Rhizophagus irregularis DAOM 181602=DAOM 197198
Lineage: Eukaryota; Fungi; Glomeromycota; Glomeromycetes; Glomerales; Glomeraceae
Molecular function (GO): FAD binding
Source: RefSeq, a predicted model, not a curated record